Racocetra fulgida is the source of this 575-nucleotide messenger RNA. NCBI's taxonomy places the organism in Eukaryota, Fungi, Glomeromycota, Glomeromycetes, Diversisporales, Gigasporaceae. The record is from the annotation of a GenBank genome assembly.
AUGGAUAUCGUAGAUCAGCAUAUCGAAAGUGAUGUCCUGUUAGAUAAUAUCGAAGUUGAGACUAUAAUUUCUAAUUUACCGGAUGAGAGUUUAUAUUCAGCUGAGACUGUCCAGGCAAUGUUAGUGUAUAUACAAGCCACUGAUGAACCUAUUGCUAUAGAAGAAAUACUUGAUGAUGAGGGAAUAAUUUCUAUAGUUCAAGCUGAGGAAAUUGAUGAUAAGCCAACCAGGCAAAAAAUUGAGGAAGAGGGUGAAGACGAAGUACCUGAACCACUGGUAAUAGUUGCUGAAGAAAAUUCAGAAUCAAAUCUGUCGUUAGAUGAAUUAGGAUUUUUAAGAAAAUUACUCAAAGAGUAUAAACAUGUAUUCGAAAAAUUAAAAAAGCAAUCAAAGAUCAUUAGUUUCUUUACUUUCCCAGAUUUGUACUUCAAUAACUCACAUCUCCAAGACUCCUAUCCCUAUGAUUUGUAUUCUCAAGAUUUGUAUCCUCAUGAUUUAUAUUCUCAAGACUUGUAUCCUCAAGGUUCAUAUUCCUAUAACUCAAAUUCCCCAGACUUAUCUUUACGAGACUCACA